Messenger RNA from Lytechinus pictus (painted urchin), 6307 nucleotides. Its product is annotated as hippocampus abundant transcript 1 protein-like. The record is from RefSeq and is a predicted model, not a curated record. The transcript is spliced from 11 exons. Gene Ontology annotation, biological process: transmembrane transport. The coding region runs from base 77 to 1399 and encodes 440 amino acids. Gene Ontology annotation, molecular function: transmembrane transporter activity. Gene Ontology annotation, cellular component: membrane. NCBI's taxonomy places the organism in Eukaryota, Metazoa, Echinodermata, Echinoidea, Temnopleuroida, Toxopneustidae.
UGGCGAACCAAGUCUCUACCACGCUCUCAUCAUCAUUUUCUUAGAAUUCUUCUCAUGGGGACUGUUAACAACCCCGAUGCUCACGGUGCUGCACGAGACAUUUCCAGAGCAUACCUUUUUAAUGAAUGGACUAGUCCAGGGUGUAAAGGGGUUUCUUGCAUUCCUUAGUGCCCCAAUGUUGGGGGCGCUGUCUGAUGUCUGGGGACGUAAAUCCUUUCUCCUGUUAACUGUGUUUUUUACCUGUAUGCCCAUUCCACUUAUGAAAAUUAGUGCCUGGUGGUUCUUUGCUAUGUUGUCAGUAUCGGGUGUAAUGUCAGUGACGUUCUCGUUAAUAUUCGCAUAUGUAGCAGACAUAACACCAGAUUCGGACAGAAGUUCAGCAUAUGGACUGGUUUCAGCGACAUUUGCAGCCAGUCUCAUCACAAGUCCAGCGUUAGGGACGUAUUUAGCCACGAUAUAUGGGGAUAGCUUUGUAGUAUUUCUUGCCACCGCAAUAGCCCUGUGCGAUGUUCUCUUCAUAUUAGUAGCUGUACCAGAAUCGUUACCCGAGAAGGUACGAAGAGCAUCGUGGGGUGCUUCGAUAUCAUGGGAGCAGGCCGACCCAUUCACGUCACUUCGGAAGGCCGGCCAAGAUUACACCGUAUUAAUGUUAUGUAUAGCAGUGUUUUUAUCCUACCUACCUGAGGCAGGCCAGUACUCAUGUAUGUUCCUUUAUCUUAGAACGGUCGGUGACUUUUCACCCGCAGAAGUUCCGGCAUAUAUAGCUUUAGUUGGAGUAUUAUCAGUAUUUACUCAAACAUUAUUAUUAGGAUUUUUAAUACGAAACCUGGGUCACAAGCACACGAUCAUGGUCGGUUUGACGUGUGAGAUGUUAGAACUGAUGUGGUAUGGUUUCGCCUCUCAGCAGUGGAUGAUGUGGGCGGCAGGGGUCAUCGCCAGUGUCUGCAGCAUCAACUUUCCAGCAAUCAGCGCGAUGAUAUCACACUGUGCGGACCAAGAUAAACAAGGAGUGGUACAAGGUAUGGUAACAGGAAUACGCAGUCUGUGUACAGGACUAGGACCGGCUCUCUUCGGUGUCAUCUUCUAUUUCUUCAAUGUGAACCUAGAUAUUGAUGAUAAUACCGAUGAUAAAAAGGAGGAGGGUGUGAUGGAGAACCCUAUGCAAGAGAGCAUCAUGCCAGGACCACCAUUCGUCUUUGGCUCUCUUCUAGUCCUCAUCUCGCUUCUCGUUGCUUACUUCCUGCCAAACGUCCAGGAGCCCAGCCCGGCCCCACCCCAAUCCCCGUCCCUCCAGUUAGUCGCCCUCAAGGCCCCGGCCGACGACGUCUUGGUACCUCUCUUAACAGACGAGGACAGCAUCGGUAUCGAGCCAUCGGCAGUGGACCCUCUAAAUCCUUGAGGUUACUAGAUUGUGCUAUUACAUCAUCACGAACACCACAGCGCAUUGAGGCUGCCUAUGCUUUUCUGACACGACAGAGCAUUCUUGUCUCCUGCUUGCGCGCUUCAGUGGCUCGUUGCUGUUGCUUGAUGCGUCAGACACAGAUGCUAUCCUUACGUGAUCCGUGUGGCCCUUUGAAUGUCAGCUGUGUUGCCAUGUGGCAGGUUCGAUGUAUUACAGUCAGUGGCUUUUGUGCAAUGGUUCUAAAAAUGCCAGGAUGGUAGGCUUACAUGAUGAGCAUGUAAAGGUGCUUGAAGACAGAGGCCCGUAUUCUGAACUCAGGUUUAAUUCAAGUUCUGGUCAAAAUUUGCAGUUACACUAUGGAAAGCCAAUAGUAUCCUUGGAUCAGCACCACAAUACAGUCAUUCAUUUAUCAAUUACUACAGACCAAGCAGGUCUACUUCUGGCUUCCUUGUUAUUCCAAAAGUUUCAAAAACUUGGGGGGGGGGGGAUCAUUUGCUUUUGCAUGCCCCACUUUAUGAAAUAGCCUUCCUGAAGACAUAAAAAAAUGUACCUCUGUCAAAAUUUUCAAAAAUCUUCUAAAAACUUUUUUAUUUAACUCUUAGCUCUUUAUGCACCUUGAGCACUCGUACAGAGUGGAUUUGGCGCUUUAUAAGUCACAUUAUUAUUAUUAUUAAUGUUGACAAUAAUCAGUGAUUGUCCAGGUUCCAUUUUUUCAGCACUUAUGACAUUAAAAUCAUUCAUGACUGUCUAGGAAUGGUAACUAGGGCUGUUUUUUUUUUCACUAAUAAAGCAUGAGGGAAAAAAAUGGUAAACAUAAGAAACAUAGAACGUUAUCAAAAGUUUGACAUUUUGGGCUUUCCAUAAUUUUAGAACAGAGUUAGACCAUGACCCAAGUUUAACCGAACUUCAGAGUACGGGCCAAGGUCUAAGAGCAGUGUCUGCCAUCUUAGCCAGUUCAUGAUGGGCUCUUACCUAUUUUUCACAAAGCCUGCGUUAUCAAUGUCACAUGAAUUGUCAGCUGUAUUCUUCUUCUGGAGUCGUAGCAAAAAGUGCUGUCCAGUGGAGAAUAAAAGAUCAGUCUUUUGGUUGAGAUUCUCCAGAUCGUUGGCCUUGCAUUGCUCUGGAAAGAUGGGGCUGGCCAGGGCCCUGUCUUACAAAGAGUUAGGAUUGAUCAGGGGCCCGACUUACAAAGAGUUACGGUAACUAUGGAAAUCCAUCAGUGUCAUAAAUUUUUCUACAGGAAAUUUGCACAAUGUCCUUUGUAAACAAAGAGAAGCACAGUGAAUUUUUAAGUUAACAAUUAAUGCAUGAAUGUACAUCAUAGCUAGAAAAUAUUUUGAACAAACAUGCAUAAUAGAUGUAGACAUUGUUGGCCGUCCAUAGUUGCGAUCGAUCGGAUCAAUGGCAACUCUUUGUAUAAAGACGGGGCCCAGAUCGUUGGCCUUGCAUUGCUCUGGAAGGAUGGGGCUGACCAGGGCCCUGUCUUACAAAGAGUUAGGAUUGAUCAGAUCAAUCUCAAGUAUAUGGAAAUCCAUCCAUGUCAUAAUUUUUUCUUUAGGAAGUUUGCACCAUGCCCUUGGAAAACCAAGAGAAGCAUACUGAAUUUUAAAGAAAACUAUGAAUGUAUGAAUAUACAUCAUAUCUUGAAAAUAUUUCGAACAAACAUGUAUUUUUCAAGUUGACGUUGCUGGCUUUCCAUAGUUGUGAUUGAUUGGAUCAAUCGUAACUCUUUUGUAAGAUGGGGCCCUGAAGUUACCAUGGUUACUGGGUCACACAAGUUAACGUCAUGAGAGGAACUUUUAAUUAUUGUCAAAGGUGAGAAUUGUUGAUUUUUGGGGCCGUCUGAUAGAGUGACUGGUAUCUUGGAAAGAUUUAUUUUUAUUUUUAAAGUGUUUCAGUCAAGUUAAAAAUCUAUUAUUAUAGCUGGAGUCACUCUUUUGAUGAUAUAUUACAUGUUAUUGUUAAAAUAUUGUUCAUGAGUAUUAUUAUCUCAUGACUUUCUCCCAUAUUUUGCCUUGUUUUGAGAGACUCGCUGUAACGUUUCUCAUCUGGACGGACGUACGUUAUGUCGCUUUUUUUCUCAAUGAUUUCAAGCAAUACCUUCUUGUUAAACUCUUUGCACUCUCUAUGCAGCUGCUAUGCAAACUACAUAUCUGUGUGCAUGUUGGGUGGCCUUAUAUGUUUGGUGCUGUUCACACGUGUAGUUUAUUUCCUCUUGUAUCCAAUGUACACCUAAUGCCCUCUCCAAUACAGAGAGUAUGUGUACUUAUUCAAGGUUGUAAUUAAAAAAUAAUUACAUGUACAGGAGGGGUACUUCACCAGGAAUGAGUCGUGAUAUUUGCUGUUGUUGAUUUUUGCAUGCCAUUGGAGACAAUGUUUCAGUAUUUAUAAUACAGUAGAAUAGUAAAGGAAAAUAGUCGCCUAAGCCAAAGUAUUUUUCAGGCUUGACAAACGUGCAUAACAUGUGUUACAUGUGUUAAAGUCGAAUAUAUGUCAUUGUGACUAAUAAAAAAAAAAGUAAUUAUGAAAGUAGUUUUACAUACGUGUAUUUCCAACUGUAUUAUGGAUACAUGUACUAUCUGGGUAUUUCUGUAAUGCUUGUAUUGGUCUUCUUGUAAGAAACUACAGAUAUCACGUCAAGUAAACCUCAGUUGAUUACGAAGGACCAGUUCGAAACGAAACAUGUUCUAAAACUUUCUUGCAACCUUAGAAAGUGAACGAUAUACUUCCUAAAUCUCGCCUCCAUGAAAACCUUCAAAGAUCAACUUUCUUGCAACCUUUUACCAACGCUGUCAAAAUUCAAAAUCCCCUACGUCAGCAUACACCCUCCACUCAAUACAUGAUUGUCUCAAUUCACUGUAGUAAGAAAAUCCUUCACAAUAUCCUUCAAAUAUAAGAGACUCGCCAAAGGUUUCAAGUGAAUACUCUACUAGAACAAUCAUAAACAAGCUCAUAAGAGCUUCUUGAGUUUUAACCCUGGCUUUUCUUUCUCUGUAUUAUGUUUUUCCUUCAUUAGAUUUUGCGACCACUCCUUAGAUCUUGUAUAGAGGUCUUGCCCUACAGCAUACAGUAAUUACAUGUACAUGUAUGUCUAUAGUUAUGCUGUAUGUUUUGUGUAUAUAUUGAAAUCUCUAUUGUACAGUGUAUUUAUGUAUAUAAGAAUAUUUUAAUUUUGCUUGUUUUAUCUCACCUUUUUAAUCACUGUAAACUUAAUUUUUUGGUCAUUAUGUUCAUUAUUUGUCGCGUUCCAGGUAUGUGUUUGUUUCUGUACCAGUUCGGCCUGUUACUUGGGUAGUGAAGGGGGGGGGGGGGUUGGUAGAGAAGAUUUUUGAUAGCAUCUUAAGCUUGCCUGACACUUUGCGGUCCCUUAUGAUACAAUUUUUGAACAAAUUGCAUUUUUUGUAUUAAUUGUCACUGCUUCUAUGUUGCUGAGCAUUACCUGACAGUGCGAGGAAGCCUUCACAUGUGUUUUUUCAGAAAUUACCCGAAGUUGGGAGAAUAUUAGGGUAUUGCCAGAACCUUGUGAUCCGUCUUACAAAGAGUUGCGAUUGAUCAGAUCAAUCGCAACUAUGGAAAGCCAGUAAAGUCAACAUUUAAAAUGCAUGUUAAAAAAAAUUCUAGAUAUGAAUAUAUAUCCAUAAAUUUCUUGACAAUUUGGUGUGUUCUCCUUUGUUUACAAAGGACGUUUUGCAAAUUUCCCGUAUUAAAAAUUAUGACACUGAUGGAUUUCCAUAGAGUUAAAUUGAUUGGAUCGAUUGAAACUCUUUGUUAGACAGGGUCCACAGGGCUCCAUCUUACAAAGAUUUACGAUUGAUCUGAUGGAAAUUUGCUCAAUGUCCUUUGAAAACAAAGAAAAGCAUACUGAAUCAAGAAAACAGUGAAUGUGUGAAUAUACAUCAUUUCUAGCAAAUAGUUUGAACAAACAUGUAUUUUAGAUGUUGACAUUGCUGGCUUUCCAUAGUUGCAAUUGAUCAGAUUAAUUGCAACUCUUUGUAAGACGGGCCCCAGAUGCGAUUAACAGGUAUAUUUUGGGUCCCAAAAUCAAUCAUAUGUCUUGCAAUUAAUUGCAAAUUUUUCAUUGGCUGAUGUUCUGCUUCUUAUGAAGACUUUGCUCCGUACCUUAACAUACAACUUUCUCUAUUUGCCAUUCUCUGUACAUCAUUUCCUAUCAAAUUCUCUGUUGUAUGUUUUCUUCUUCUUCUUCAAACUCUUUUGUCUCACUUUUAUUUUUCCUUCUCCAAAUUGAAUUUCCUCUUCCAUACCACCUUUCUUGAUAAACUCUUUGCUACUUACCUCAAUAUACAACACUCUCUCCUAUUCCUCCUCUCCCCUCCCUCCCCCUACCCCUACCCUCCUCCCCAUCCCCUUUCUCUCUCCUUACCCCCUCUCCCCUCACCCUCUCACCCCCCCCCCCCAUCUUUCUUGUAAACACACUUCAUGAAGGGUGUGUCCACUCUUAAGAUUUUAAUUAUCCUGCUCAAGACUACGUAAGUUAAAUUUAUUGUAGAUUCCUCAAGUAAUUUCAUCACCAUAGUUACACCACUUGACUAAUUGUAUGGUAUCUGAAACAAUUCUUUGUUCAUGUGAAGCUAGUAUUACCAUUCUUGAAACUUUAUCCAAGUAAUGAUAGUAUUAAUGAUUGGCCAUUCCGGAAGGACAAUGAACCAAACCAAUAUAAUACCAGUGUUUGCGAAAGCAUUGAUUGAAUGUUGACAUUUCUAUGUAUUUGAUAAUAAAUGAAGAUACUCUAUAAGUAUACCAUGUAUAAUGUGUUGUGCUGCAAAGUGAAAAUUAGACAUUCUGAGCACUAAAUAGAAUUAUGUCACCAAUGAAAUUUGUUGCAUGUUUGUUUUGUGAAAGAUGUUAAAAUGAAUACUAAAUACAGUAAAUUUGAAAAUCACAGAA